Molecule: messenger RNA, 1097 nt
Organism: Kickxella alabastrina
Lineage: Eukaryota; Fungi; Kickxellomycota; Kickxellomycetes; Kickxellales; Kickxellaceae
Exons: 1
Coding region: 50-994 (314 amino acids)
Biological process (GO): nucleoside phosphate metabolic process; ribose phosphate metabolic process
Molecular function (GO): ADP-glucose pyrophosphatase activity; ADP-ribose pyrophosphatase activity
Source: RefSeq, a predicted model, not a curated record
UUUAUUUUCAAUAAUUUAUUUAGAAUAUUCUAUCAACAUAUUAGCUUGAAUGUUCUGUCGACACCUGUUAUCAUCAUUACGACGCACAGCCACAGCCACAGCCACAGUGACAGCGACAUCCACGGCCACGGCCAGAAUAAAUAGCAACAUUAGCAUCGCACACUUGAAACGUCAUCUCUCCGCCAUGUCCUCCUUUAACAACAACGUGGCCACAACGACAACAGUGACCCUGCAAAACAGCCGAGCGCAAAUUCAAAUACUCUACCCAACCGAUAUAGCCGCCCAAAUACCACUCGAAUCCAUCCAAAGCUUUCCCCCCUUCGCCGACUGGCUACACACACUCGACGCCUCCCACACCAAUCCCCAAGAUGGCUCACAGAUCCUUAUCACCAAAAUCAUCAUCCAAAGCGUCGACCAAUUCAAAUCAGGCAAAAUAGGCUUUCUAAAGUUCACCACCGAUGCGCAAAAAAUUCCCGAAAAUAAACAAAUCCCCGGUAUUGUUUUUCUCCGCGGCGGAUCCGUCGCCGUACUCCUCAUGCUAUGCACCACCAACAGAGCCGAUGACGCUUAUGUGGUGUUGACUGUGCAGCCGCGUAUAGCCGUGCCCAGUUUUCAUUUGGCCGAGUUACCCGCCGGAAUGCUUGAUGGCAAUGGUGCAUUUUCAGGAACCGCAGCGAGGGAGAUCGAGGAGGAGACCGGCCUGAUUAUUAAACCUGAGGAUCUGAUUGAACUUACACCUGCCCAUGGUGGCCUUUAUCCAAGCCCUGGCGCCUGUGACGAAACUAUUAGACUGUUUGCGUGCGAAAAGUAUGUGUCGGAAAAUGAGCUGAGUGCGCUGAGUGGUAGACUGGGAGGGCUGAACAAUGAUGGUGAGUUUAUUAGUGUGAGGCUCGUUCGGAUGAGUGAGUUGGCUAGAGAGACAAGAGACAUGAAGGCUAUUGCUGCAAUGUACUUGUGGGAUCAGCUCAUUACCAAAAAAAUACAAUUAAUUUAGAACACGUGUAAUGAUCCCAAUAGCUCUGAAAUACAAAUCUUGUGCGAAAACCAAGCAUUUAAAUCACCGAAUUUUUUAUUUUAUUUUUUGAUUAACACAAACA